UAGGGUUCGGAUUCGGUUCGGUAUUCAGCCGAAUCUUUCACAAAGGAUUCGGGGGUUUGGCCGAAUCCAAAAUAGUGGAUUCGGUGAAUCCCUAAUUACAACGUCGGCUACGGUUUUCUAGGUCCUCUGUGUGCCUUCUCGAGUUUAAUAUGGCUUGAUCGUGCUUUUGUAGAGUCUUAACAUUGACGAGGGUGUCUGCGCCUAUAUGUGUUGUGCGCUCCUCUAUGUCCUCCAGUGUGUCCCACACAUUUGCCAGUUCUUGUUUUAGCGUGGCCGUUUCCAUAUGUAUGGUGUGCUUAAGAUCGGAUGAUCCGGACUCGUGGUAGGCCCAUCCGCCAUGUUGUCUCCUUCCAGUGGUUCUUGCACCUCUUGUGAAGGUGGGAAGAAUUGCUUUAUACUGGUCGAGGCUGCAGUAUCUUUUUGCCUUGUAGUGCCGGCAGGUGUGGCAGGCUUCUGCAGUUUCCCCAUGUCCACUUGAGGGUCAGAAAUCGCUUUUUUCAGGUCUGUGGCAUGGAGCUUCAGGUUAGUGCGUCCCACCCUGUCGCCAUGCAGCCACGCCCCUUAUUCCAGACUUUUUCAAUGAUGUUGUUAAUCUCCACUUGGAAAAAAAAUUCACACUCCCCUUGUCAAACCUGUAACCUCUACAACAAUUAUUGUAAACUACUGUUUCUCUCCAAAAGGCAAAUAUAUUAAAAUUAUACAUUUUACUAUACAGCAAAAUAAAACAAGUAAAACUCUUCUGCAUCUUAUUCCGUUCAAUAGAUGGCAGAUUUUUAUUUUGCUAAAGUGGGAGAGGCAAACAUAAAAGAAAAAGUCAAUAUCAAUGUAUAGUGUUUUGAUAGCUCUUUUAAUUUCAUGCUGUUCAAACUAUAUUCCCCUCUGUGUGCAUUUUACCUGCCAAGCAGUUAUCACUUUAGUACCUUUUUAAAGCAAACAAUAGAAAAUAAAACAUAAAAUGAAAAUACGUAAAAUGCAAACCAAUUAUUAGUUGUCACUUGAGAAUAGGAGGAGAAACCCUAGACAAAGUCUACAGUAGAUAUGGCAAACAUAAUGGUGUUUAUGUAAAUUGUAAAUACAUCACAGAUUUGGAAAAUUGUGGAGCUAAGGGAAGUGGAUAAGGGAAGUGGAAACAGAGCAUACAGUAUGUGGGACUUUAGUGGGACUUUUUGAUGUUUUUAGUAUCCCAGUGUAAAUACACACUGUACAUCAUAUACAGUGCAUUAGGGGGCCUAUUUAUGAAGCCUCCAUUUUUAGAGGAAAAUUUUUUAGAGAUUUAUUAUGCUCCAAAGCUACUAAAAAUUAGAAUCUGAAAAUACUCCAGCUAAAACCUGUCAAAGUAACUGGCAGAUGGUCCCUUUAACAAUUGGAACACAUUUUUUACCUUCAGAAUUCUCUAUAGUUUCGGUCUGCUUGUGCUGGUUUUUGUUUCGAAAAUCCAAUAAAUUUGAGUUGCCACAGCGACAAUUCGAUAAAGUCAAGUUUUCGGGGCAACUAUUUCAGGCUGGACUCAUUUUUUUUUCAUUAGAGUGAUAAAAAGUUUAGUUUUAAUAAAUACUCCCCCUCAGAUGAAAAAGUUGUUAUGAAAUACAAAGCUAUUGUUUCUAAGAAUUUUAGGACAAAUAUUACUGCUCUGAUUGCUGUUUUGGUGUCGAGGGACAUUUUUACAUUUUUGUCUUGCUCUGGAUCAAAUAUUGGGUAGGGUUUAUUUAAGUAAAAAGUUAAACAUGCUGGACAUGUGUCUGCCAUACUAACAGACAGGGAAGAGCAAGAUUAUAAAAUGACCCCCCCAGUGAGAAAAGUCAAGUUAAUGAAUUAAUUGUUUCCCUCUCUAGAUGUAACACAGCACAACAAAUUCUGGUUCCAUACAGGGAAAUACACAGUAUAAAGACUAGAAACCAGAGAAUUAAUUUGGCUCAUGAAAAUUAAAACUAGACCUUCAUAUAAAAAUACUAAAUAAAUGGCCAUUCAAAGAGUCUAACUCACAAGGAGAAAUUCAUUCUAAAUAAGUCUGAGUCUCCCUUGAAUUCAUUCUGCUGGACAAAGCUUCCCAGGUCCAGCUCAUGUGUAACUCGUGUAUAACUUACUACAAAUACUUCAUCUCAUGAACACAGUGUGGGAUUUCAAAAUUCCAGCAUAACUGCGGUUGCAACGGACAAAGUGUUAGUGUGGAAAUUGCAAUAGCCUCCAAGGAAUCCAUCUUGUACCAAACUCUCUAUAUUGAGUAGAGUUGUUUGAACUCCAGAUAAGGAAAAAAUACCAUGUUUCAAUAGUAGUUUGAACAUUCAGUUAUAAUAUCACUACUGAUCAUUAACUGUCUAACACUGUUGGUCGGUUACAAUAUGGAAAGUGAAGCUGCUCUGCAGCCAUAGUGGGAAUGAAAUGACCGUUGGUUGCUAAUAGUUACACUGUUUGUUGUUGGUCAAGGUUAAUGAUAUGCUUGCCAUUGGCUGAGAAAACAGAUCCCAUUAUGAUGUCAUAAACAGAAGAGACUCUGCCUGUUGCUCUCACCUGUUUGAUCAUUAGACUGCUGAGCGCUGUUGCUGCAACAUCAGAACUCCAGUCUUUUCACUUUUUGAAUUUUUUACUUUUUCUUGUUACUUCAGAACUUUUUUCACUUUUUAUUUUUAACUUCAAAAAACAAUAAUGACAAAGGAAGAGAAAGAUAUUCGGAUAGAUAUGAAUGAUGAAGAAGAAACAGACGAGAUAAAUGCAGAAGAUCGUCCUUUCAUAAGGAGAUUCGGCAAGAUCAUGCUUGUACUUUUCAUUAGCCUCCUGGCUGGCUGCUAUUAUAUAUUUGUGGUGGAGCUGUGCAUAUUCACUGUACAGUUAUUAGAGGCAAAGAUCACCUUCCUGGUGAUUUUCCACCUUUUGUUCCUCCUGUGCGUGUGGUCCUAUCUCCGCACUGUUAUGACGCCUCCCGCUGUCCCUCCGGCGAAAUUCCGCCUGUCGGAGUGUGACAAGCAGCGGUACCUGAGUGAGAGAAAGCCAGAAGUGCUGCAGGAGAUCCUCGUUCGUAUGGCUAAAGACUUGCCUAUUUCUACUAAGGACUCAAAAGGAGCUUUUAGGUACUGUGACACAUGCCAACUGCUAAAGCCAGAGAGGUGCCACCAUUGCCCAGUGUGUGACAUCUGUAUACUGAAACUGGAUCAUCACUGCGUCUUUCUAAAUAACUGUGUGGGAUUUUCGAACUACAAGUCCUUCCUCCUGUGCGUGGUUUAUGCAUUGCUAUUGUGCCUAUUCACUAGCGCAGUGUCACUUUAUGGCUCCAUACUAUUCUGGACUCAUCAGCUGCCCAACACCCAAUCCAAAGUGCCGAUCAUUGUGCUGUUCAGCUUGAGCACACUCUGCUGUGUAAUGUUAUUACUAUUGUUAUAUAUUCAUUGCCAUUGGGCUGUAGAUAAUAUCACUUCUAGGGAGGGUGAAAGUGGCACAUGGAAUGAACGUUAUGACUUGGGCUUGAGCAAGAACCUGAGACAAGUGUUUGGAGAUGAAAAGAAAUAUUGGUUCCUCCCAGUCUUCAGCAGCUUAGGAGAUGGCUAUACAUUCCCAAUGACUGAUGCCACAAAGGACAUAGAAAAAAAUGCUGCUGCUGUUGCCAAAGACAUUACUGAGAGCCAGAACUGAAAAAUCACUGGACUGACAGUGACCACAGGGAAGACUACGAGGAAGAAUUAAAAAGGACUUAUAUAAUGGGGUUUUUUUUAACUGUGAUGUAAAUCUAAUAUGAAUAAAUGUAAUAUUGCAUGUAACUGAACUGCUUCUCUGCUGUGUUAUUUAUCUCCAAUGUUAGGAAACACGC
Xenopus laevis (African clawed frog) is the source of this 3799-nucleotide messenger RNA. Its product is annotated as palmitoyltransferase ZDHHC2-like. Lineage: Eukaryota; Metazoa; Chordata; Amphibia; Anura; Pipidae. The transcript has a single exon. The coding region runs from base 2644 to 3624 and encodes 326 amino acids. The record is from RefSeq and is a predicted model, not a curated record.